CGUCCGCUCAACCUAAAACUGCAAACUUUACGAAAGUUACGGCAAAGUCAACUCAGCGAUGGAGGCAUUAAGGAAAAUUGGCCAGACGGGUGGCUGUCUGGUGUCCAGAGCCCUCAGUGCAUCUCUACACAGGAGACAGACUGGUGCUGUACCCCUCUUAUUGUUACAACAGAAACGCUACUAUGCAGACCCAGGGAGCUACGUUCAGGUUGUGAGAGACACUGUUUAUGAAGAUAUCGCAGUUGUAAAAAUGAAUCGUAAACCUGUGAAUGGUUUAAACAAAGACUUCCUGACUGAGUUGAACAUCACUCUAGAGAAAUUGGAGAACAAUGCCAGCUACCGAGGGGUCAUUCUUACAUCUGCCAAUCCUGGUGUUUUCUCUGCCGGCUUGGACAUCACCGAGAUGUAUCAGAAGUCACCAGAGUACACCAGUGCCUUCUGGAGGUCUCUACAAGACUUCUGGAUGAGGCUCUAUUCAACAAACUUAGCGACCGUUGCAGCAAUCAAUGGCCAUUCUCCUGCCGGUGGUUGUCUGAUGGCCUUAAGCUGUGACUACAGGGUCAUGGCUCAGGGUAAAUUCACCAUUGGACUCAAUGAAGUACAACUGGGUAUUGUGGCUCCAUUCUGGUUUCAAGAACUAAUGAUCAGAACAUGUGGAGAGAGGGAAACAGAGAAGGCUUUGCAACUUGGUACGUUGUACAGUCCAGAGGAGGCAUUGAAGGUCGGCGUGGUGGAUGAAAUCGUCCCGUUGGAGGAUGUAACAUCUGUGGCUCGGGAACGUCUUAUCAAGUGGCUUCAGAUACCAGAUCAUGCGAGGGUCCUCUCUAAACAGAUGGGCAGACACCAACUACGUGAGAAGCUCCAUUCCAAACAGGAGGAGGAUAUCGCUUUCUUUACAAACUUCAUCACAAAAGAUGCGAUUCAGAAGUCCAUCGGAAGGUACCUGGAGGGCCUGAAGAACAGAAAGAAGUAAGCUACAUGGAUAGUGGGGACGUUGGCAUUUUGGGACUUUUUCUGGAACAUUUAAGUCAAAGCAAGACUUAAAGGCAGUGGACACUAUUGGUAAUUAUUCAUAAUAAAUUUUCGCAAAAAAAACUCAAUUGGUAAUGAG
Messenger RNA from Asterias rubens (European starfish), 1111 nucleotides. RefSeq names its product enoyl-CoA delta isomerase 1, mitochondrial-like. Gene Ontology annotation, cellular component: mitochondrion. The coding region runs from base 59 to 973 and encodes 304 amino acids. Gene Ontology annotation, molecular function: enoyl-CoA hydratase activity. Gene Ontology annotation, biological process: fatty acid beta-oxidation. The transcript is spliced from 8 exons. NCBI's taxonomy places the organism in Eukaryota, Metazoa, Echinodermata, Asteroidea, Forcipulatida, Asteriidae. The record is from RefSeq and is a predicted model, not a curated record.